Molecule: messenger RNA, 912 nt
Organism: Penicillium waksmanii
Lineage: Eukaryota; Fungi; Ascomycota; Eurotiomycetes; Eurotiales; Aspergillaceae
Product: alpha/beta hydrolase
Exons: 1
Coding region: 1-912 (303 amino acids)
Molecular function (GO): hydrolase activity
Source: RefSeq, a predicted model, not a curated record
AUGUGGCGAAUAACGCUAUUUUUCAGAAAUCUCUACCUCCGAAUCACCGUGAACUUUCUACGGGCCGUGUUUAAACUAACACGCCCGGCACCAAUUCCAAGCCAUGCCCGUUCCACUCUAAAUAUCCCAAGUCGAGAUGUGGGCAGAACCAUCACGGCAAACCUAUACACAAAAGACGACCCAUCUACAUCUCUUCCACAACCAGUCCUAAUAAACUUCCACGGCAGUGGAAUGAUAUUCCCUGCAUUCGGCUCCGACGAUGAAUUCUGCCACCACAUUUCCCAAAACACAAAGUACGCCGUAAUUGACGUGAAAUAUCGUCUUUCACCCGAGAAUCCUUUCCCAGCCGCCAUGAACGACGCGGAAGACGCUAUCCGAUGGGUACAGGGACAGGCAGAAAAGUACGAUCUGACCCGGUUGAGUAUUUCCGGCUUCAGCGCUGGAGGAAAUCUCGCCAUCGUCGCCGCAACCGCAAUUAUGCCCAAAAAUACAUUCCGAUCCGUCCUGACUUUUUAUCCUGGCGUGGACUUGGCCUCGGAUCCAGCGGAAAAGGUCGCUCCUGAUACUAGUUCUGGAAAAGUGAUUCCGCCACGGAUAGCUCGGUUUUUUCAUCGUUGCUAUAUUCCUGUUGGUGUCGAUGCGCGGGAUCCGCGGAUUUCUCCACUUUUCGCAGAUCUUUCGGGGUUUGAGUCGAAGUUGCUGGUUAUAACUGCCGCGAGGGAUAAUAUGGCGCCGGAAGCUGAACAUUUUGCUUCCCUUGUUAAAGAGAAGACUGUUCGUUCUGAUGAUGUUGUGGCUCAUAGAAUGGAGCAGUGUGAGCAUGGCUGGGAUAAAGCUCCGAAUCUUGGACCCGUGCAAGAAGAGGCUAAGUGGAGGGCUUAUUCAAUGGCGAUAGACAUGCUCGAGGGUUAA